Messenger RNA from Theileria orientalis strain Shintoku, 4848 nucleotides. RefSeq lists its product as hypothetical. The coding region runs from base 1 to 4848 and encodes 1615 amino acids. The transcript has 7 exons. The record is from RefSeq and is a predicted model, not a curated record. NCBI's taxonomy places the organism in Eukaryota, Apicomplexa, Aconoidasida, Piroplasmida, Theileriidae.
AUGAAAUGUAACACAAAUAAAAAAAUUUUAGGUCGGUUAUUGACCUUGAUGGUUAUCAGCCGUCUUUUUUCAGGGGUAUCGUGGGUGACCACGGUAAGCGCAAUGGACAGCGAUGGAAAAGACGGAGAUGGAGAAAAGGGGAUCAAGCCUUCAGGUGAUAAAAAGAGCAAUUUGAGGUCUUUUCCAACACUGAUGAGUCUAAACGAGACAGAAAGGCUAUAUCAAGAGAACCCCGAAAACUCGCUAGAGCAGGAGCAAGAGUGUGCAGAGACCGCAUCACAGGAGGAUCCAAAAGUAGAGCGGGAGGAGGCAGGAGAGGAGGCAGUUGGGGCCGAAAAUAAAUACAAGGGUGAGGAACAGCCAGUGGAAAACGUAGAAGAGGAAGAAGCACUGUAUGAAUCUGAGCAAUUAAGGAGGAGCCUGGAGGGACAAUCGGGAGGAUCAAAGUCCGAUAAUCAAAAGAAGGAUGAUGAGAAUGAUAAGAGGGAGUCUCCAGUUCUGAAGAGCACAAAUCAAGAAACAGAUGAAGCAAGUGAAGAUACUAGUGGGCUAGAUGGAGAAAAUAAAGGAUCACAAGAUACAAACGAAGGAAAAGAGCAAGUAUCAGAAAAAGAAAAAAAUCAGGCCACAGAACCAGAAAAGGAAAGUGAUAAGUCUACCAAACAAGAAAAUAAACAAGAAGGAGGUAGCGAAAGCUCAUUAAAACAAGAAGAAGUUAACUCUACGGAAAAGGAUAAAAAUGGGACAGAAAAAGGGAGGAUCGGCAGUGUCAGUGGCGAGGAACAACAACACGACGACCACGAGCACGAGGUCGCAGGUGGCCUCGGUGAACGGAAACAACAUGUCCUCGAAGACGAGCAACAAGCAAGUGUCAGUGACGACGCACAACAACGGGACCACGACGAAGAGCAGAGAGGUCACGAUAUCGAAGAACAGAGAAGUGACCUCGAACAGCAACGCGACGACCAUAAGGAACAACAGGGAGAUCACGAUAACGGAAAACAGGGAAACGACGAUAAGGAAAUAGAGGACCAUGGAAGAGUGGGCGUCAUUGAGAAGUUCAAGAAGGCAGUGAGGAGAGUGAGUAUGGUUGAGUCAUUGAGAGUUCCAUCAUUCGUGGUGCCAGGCGAUGUAGCAGAGAACGUAGAAGUUAAAACGGAUGAAGAGCACGUUGGCGUGACCUCAGAGGACAAAGUGUUAGUAGAUAUUCCAGUAAAAGGUGAAGUGUUAGUAGAAGUUCCAGUGAAAGGUGAAGUGCCAGUAGAUGUACUAGUAGACGUGCCAGUAGAAGAUAAAAACAUAGAAGAAUGUGAAGUGAGAGAUGACAGAGUGGCAUGUGAACUAGAUGAAAUCUCACAAGCACAAGCAAGGUAUAAGGAGUAUGAACAGGUGUGCGCAGAAUUCUACAUGGAAAAGGCAAACUCAUCAAUUUUAAAAGGAGAAGGCGAAGAUGAACAGCAGGGACAGGGCGCUGGACAAGGACAAGUACAGGGCACUGAAGAAGAUGAUGAAAAGGUGAAGUUGAUAUGCUGCACACCGAAAGAAGGAUGCCGUGACAGUGAAAUACUGAUACCAAUAGUAAGUCAUGAAUUGGAACUGGUGAUGAAAGGGGACGAUAGAGUGGAACUGGACAACGCUAGGUUGGAACUAGUAAAGGGCAGUGAAGACGAAGAACCAGUGAUGCCAGGUGGUGAUGGAGAUAAACUAGUUAUGCCAGAUGAUGCUGGAGAAAAAUUAGUCACAACAGAUGGUGAUGGAGAAGUAGCAAAGGACAGCGCAGAUGAUGAAAAACUAGUCACGGCAGAUGAUGAUGAAGUGUUCCUGGCGAGUACUGACUGCGAAGACGUAGUGAAGCACAAUGAACACGACUACACAGGAGUGGUAACACGUCAGCCUGAGAGAUUGCCAACGCCAUCAGAAGUAUUGGAACAACUGGACGCAAUGCUGCAAGAACACGAUAAACAAGAGCAAGAGGAAGACCUGGAAGAAGAUGAACAUUGGAAACUACAUGAACAGAGAGAGUUGGAAUGUGCAUUGGAGACAGCAGUGAAGUUAAUGGGAUGUGGAAUGGUGAGAGAUGGACCAGUAAAAACAACGAGGAGGACAGUGAGUGGAGCGAGUAAAGUAGGUGGUUCUAGGAAAGUAAGUGAAGUAACUGAAACACAUGGAGUAACUGAAGUAACUGAAACACAUGGAGUAACUGAAGUAACUGAAACACAUGGAGUAACUGAAGUAACUGAAACACAUGGAGUAACUGAAGUAAGUACACUAGGUAAAGCAGGUGGAGUAAGUGAACCAUGUGAAACAAGUGGAAUAAGUGAAACAACUGGUCAAGCAAGUGAAACAACCGGACCUAGAGGAGUAAGUGGAACAAGUGAAGUAAGUGAACCACAUGGAAUAACUGAACCACUUGGAGAAAACCAGGGCAAAAAUAAUGAAGAGCAACAUGGUAAGAGUAAUGAAGAAGGUAGUGGUAGUGGUAAGCAAGAUCAACAAGAAGGAGUAGGAAGUAGUAGUAGAAAAAACAGCCACGGAGAAGAUAAAAAAAAGGUACACAAAACAAAUAGAAACAACAUUGUAGAAGGACCAGAAGAAAUGAUUGAAGCUGUUUUAGGAGACAAUGUAAAAAUCAUACGCUCAACAGCUAUGUUGCUCAAUGUGUGGCCAGUGGACUACGGAAACAGUAAACAAGUAGCAAGAGUUAUGAAUAUGGAACUGGUGGAUGAAGAAAACCUGUUAGGAUGUUACUAUAAAAUCAAAGUAAGAGGAGAAGAACAGGGGCUAAUACCAAUGUUGAUAGAAAGAAAAAAAAUAAGAAAAAGAGCAAUAGUAAUGGAACAGGGAAAAGUAGUUUACAGAGCACCAGAAACAAACACAGAGAGAUUGAGUAGGCAGCCUAGGUGUGAGUGGCCAGUUACUGGCCCAGAUGGAAAGAAUAAGCACUCGAGAUACCAUUCACCAGUUACCAGUUCAAAAGAGACAAGCGACUACUACAGGUGUCACUUAGAAGCUAAUGGCCCAGAUGGAACAAGAGAAUACCCUAGGCGUCACUCACCAGUUACUAGUUCAGAGGCAAAGAAAAAACAAACGGGGUACAUAUCAACAGGAGGAUUUAAGCAUAACCCUAGGGAUCACUCACCAGUUACCAGUUCACAGGAGGCAAGCGACUACUACAGGAACCCAGUAGUAAGAAGCACAGCAUCCUAUCAGUCACCAAGAGGAUUUAAGCAUUCUGAAGUCACUAGCUCACAGCCAGUAACUGGGAAAACAAAAUACCUCACGCCAUUCACCUCCUCAGAGGGAAUAAACGACUACUACAGGUACCAGUCACAAAGACAGUCCCCCAAAUCACAACAUAGUGAUACACACUCUAGAAAUCCUCAAGGAGUCUACCCAGCACUGUAUAAAUAUCUCCAAUCAGCAAAUUAUUCAAAGCAGCCACAAGAAGUAUUCGAUGAUAAGUCAGGGAAAAUAAGAGGUGAUGGGCAACUGAAACAAACAGGUGUAUCAGACCAAUUACAAAGUAACACGGCAUUUAAGAAGGCGAUGAUUUCCUCCAACAAGUCCUCAAAUCAGUAUCAGCAACACGCAAAAACACAAGUCGUAUACCCAGAAACAAAUGUAUUCAGUUAUCAACUACCAUCUACGUCGACAUCAUAUGGUAAAUUAUCUACUGCUACUUCUACUGCUACAAGAAGAACGGAAGCAUAUGAUGACAAACUACCAACUGCAAUAGGUGGUGACAACCAAACUACAACUGCAAGAACAGUAGAUGGUGAUGACCAAAUGACAACUACAGUGGAUAAAGUUAAGUCAAGGAAGGGGGCGACAAGAAGAGUAGAUGACGUGGCUAUAACAAUAGAAGAUGACGAGGACAUAGAUACUGCGAUGGCAGUAUAUGGUGAUGACAACGUAGCUACUGCGAUGGCAGUAGCUGAUGGAUACCAACCACCUACAGCAAAUGGUGACAACCAAACUACAACUGCAAGAACAGUAGAUGAUGAACAAGGUACGAGUACAAUAGGUGAACAAGGUAUGAGUACAAUAGGUGAUGACCAAGAUAUGAGUACAAUAGGUGAACAGGCUAUAGUAAGGCCUAAGACGCCAUUAGGCUAUAGAGGAAGAAGAAUAUCAUCAACAGAAUCGUCGGAAACGUACUCGUCACCAAGUACAUUGACAACAUCAAGAGAAAGCUGGUCACCAAAAUCGCCAAUCGAUGAGUUGAUAAGAGUAGAUAAAGUAACAGCAAGAUUGAUAGAAGGACCAGUGUUGUAUAGAAUACAAGGACCAUUGGGAGGAUUGAGUGUGUUAGAAGAGGAGGAAGGAGCACCGAAAACGCCAAAUAACUAUGUCUAUUUCCAUGGAGGAUUUGGAAAAAAAGAGCCUAAAGCACCGCCAAAAAGACCAAAGUCGAGACUAGGGUACCACAGAGAAGGAAAAAUGAAAAUAUCGAUAAAAGCAACGUCAAAAGUAAGAAGAAGGUUGAAUUUUGACGAUGAUAAUGAAGAUGGUAAGGUCUGUGGUAAGGAAAGUCACGAUGGUAAGGUCUGUGGUAAGGAAAGUCACGAGGACAUGGUUGAUGUUAACCAAAAUGACGAUGGUAAGGUAGAUGUUAACCAAAAUGACGAUGUUGAUAUUAAGGACGAAGAAUACAGACUCUUGGAAAUGGAAGAGGCUUUAAAGGAAAUAACAACAUCAGAUUCUGAAACGUCAACCAUGGUUAUGUCAACAUCGAGCAGUGGAGCAAGAAUAGUGAUUGGAGAUUCCAGUGAUGAGGACACGGAGUGCCUGAGAUCAAUGGACGAAGAAAUGACAAACUUAGGGUUGGGAGAAGAUGAAGUGGAUUAA